UGGCUUCAGUGCAACCAAAUAAACGAAGCAUCAUGAAGCUCAUGCUCGUGGCCGCCAGUCUGGUGGCUGUCGUGGCUUUCGCUCACGCGGAAGAAGCCAAGGCAGCAGAAAAAGAAGUGGCAGUAACCGAUAACAAGGCGGCAUCUGACGAGAAGAAGCACGAGAAACGUGGACUUUUCAAUCUUGGCUACGGCGGACAUGGAGGCAGCAUCGGUGGAGGAUACGGCGGUAGUUUCGGUGGCAGCUACGGCGGUGGUUACGGAGGUGGUUACGGAGGUGGUUACGGAGGUCACGAAGAGGUGCACAAGACCAUAACUGUGGUCAAAAAUGUACCUGUUCCUUACCCAGUAGAAAAGCACAUCCCUGUCCCAGUUGAAAGGCAAGUUCAUGUACCCGUUAAGGUACCCUAUCCCCAGCCCUACCCCGUUGUAAAGCACGUUCCUUACCCAGUAAAGGAAAUCGUCAAAGUACCAGUACAUAUUCCUCAACCCUACCCUGUUGAGAAAAAGGUUCCUUACCCAGUACAUGUUCCCGUCGACAGACCAGUUCCCGUUAAAGUAUACGUGCCCCAACCUUACCCCGUAGAGAAGGAAGUACAUGUUCCCGUCAAGGUGCACGUACCCGCUCCCUACCCCGUUGAAAAGAAGGUCCCUUACCCCGUAAAGGUCCCAGUUCAUGUACCUGCACCUUACCCAGUCGUCAAGGAGGUCCAUGUACCCGUAAAGGUCCCAGUCGACAGGCCCUACCCUGUACAUAUCCCCAAGCCUGUACCUUACCCAGUAGAGAAACCUGUACCUUACCCAGUAGAAAAGGUUGUACCUUACCCCGUCAAGGUUCACGUCGACCGUCCAGUACCCGUUCACAUUGAGAAGCCAGUGCCUUACCCCGUAAAAGUGCCCGUACCAGCCCCCUACCCCGUUGAGAAGCACAUUCCAUACCCAGUAGAGAAGGCUGUGCCUUUCCCCGUCAAUGUGCCAGUAGACAGGCCCUACCCUGUCCACAUUGAGAAGCACGUGCCAGUCCACGUUGAAAAGCCAGUGCCUUACCCCGUCAAGGUGCCAGUCCCAGUUUUCGUCAACCACGGUCACGAGUAUGGACAUCAUGGUAGCUACUAAUGGCUGCAGGAAGCAGACGCUGCAUUGUGAUAUAUAAAUCUAAGAUUAGCACAAAACAGCUGCCGAGGGCCUUGGGUAGUAUUAUCAAACUGAAUAAUGGUGACAACCAGAUCUCUGGAUAUUUCAACCCAAGACCCACGACUGCUUUGCAUUAAUGUAACUCUCUUAUAAUUUUUAUUUGUUAUUAUUUUUUUUAUUUUGUGAACCUGAUCGGUAAAUGUUGCGUUUUUUUUUAAUUUUGAGUAC
This is a messenger RNA of Vanessa atalanta (red admiral), 1361 nucleotides long. RefSeq names its product skin secretory protein xP2-like (gene CPG12). The record is from RefSeq and is a predicted model, not a curated record. Lineage: Eukaryota; Metazoa; Arthropoda; Insecta; Lepidoptera; Nymphalidae. The transcript is spliced from 2 exons. The coding region runs from base 33 to 1115 and encodes 360 amino acids.